CAGCGGCGAACUAUAAAAGUGCUCGCUCCCUUCUCUCGGAUCUGUCUGGAUCAUCUCACUCCCUCCCUCCCUCUCUCUGUCUCUCUCUGUGCGUUCUUUAAGUCAAACCAUCGUGCCUGCUUUUCAAUCUUUAGUUUCUUUCUGAAGAAAAUAAUUUUGGUUUCUCUCCAAUUGGCAGACAAGAAGAAAAUUAUACACUAAUGGAUGUUUUGUUUGGAUCAAUUCAUGUUCGAGAGCUCCUUUCAACUCAGGAAUUUGAAGAAUCUUCUCCACUAUCAGCUCCAGAUCUCCGCCUCCUAAUUGAUCGACUUCAAAUCCGAUCACUCCAUAUAAAGGAUAAGGUUCAGGAUUACAUCCUUUCUCACCAUAAAGAUUUCUCUGAGAUAUUCUCACGUUGCUCUGAAGCUGUUUCACGGACUGAAAACAUCUCUGGAGAUGUCUCCAACAUUCUCCAGCUCAUCUCUGAUAACCCGAUCGAUAUUGAGAUUCAGAACACAGUGGCAGAGAUCAAUAGUACACGGAAAGAAUUGAAAGAGCGGAAGGAAUUAUUGGUUCUAGUUCAAACAAUAGUGAAUCUGAUUCGGAGAUUGAGGUUGGUGAGUGAGGACUUGGGGACUGGGCGGAUAAUAAAUGCGUCAGAAGCACUGAGGGAUUUGAAGAAAGCAUUAUUGAUUCAUGAUGAGGAGGUUAAGGGGAGAGAACCGCUGAUUUUUAGUUUGUUGAGGAAAGAGUGGAUGGAUUGCUUCGAUGAGGUUCAAACGGUACUUGUGAGGUUGAUGGAAGCUGCUAUACGCUUUGAGCCAGAGAGUGGUAUUCUGAGAGUUAAGUUUCAGUUGGCUAUGGAUGGGGUUGAUGCAGUUGAGUUCAAUAGCGUUUUGACAGCAAUGGAUAUAGUUGGCAUUCUUGAUUAUGGGCUUGCAAAGAUAGCUGACUCUAUCAUGAAGUAUGUCAUUACUCCAUUAGUGAGUAAUGGGCAUCCCGGCGUUUCAAUAGAAGAAUCAAGUCAAAACUAUGGGGGAAUGACUGAAGCAAUUCUCAACUUGGUUCUUUCCUCUGAUUCUAAGGUGGAAUGCAGGGAUUGUGCAACUAUAUAUUCAGAUAUUACUCGGGUAAUAAAGUUCAUUUACAAAUCCAUAUGCUUUGAGAAUGAUCGAUGGAUGGCAUGUUUUGGAAGAUUGACGUGGCCAAGGAUCUCAGAGCUGGUUAUUUCUAGCUUUCUUUCCCAGGCUGUUCCUGAUGAUGCUUCCAAGCUCACAGAAUUUCAAAAAAUCAUCAAGCUUUCAUCUGAUUUUGAGACUGUUCUAAAGGAGAUGAAGUUUAUUUCAUCAUCUGAUAGCAGGGAUGAAAGGUUGAGCAAUUUUGCACAAAAUGUUGAAGUUCACUUUGCAUCUAGGAAGAAGAAGGAAAUAUUAGCAAAGGCUAGAAAUGUUCUUCUAAAAUGUGACUUCACUCUUCCUCCAGAUUAUAUGACGAAAGGUUCUACGCGAAAGGCUCAGGGAGAAAAUUUUUCUAAGCAUGCAGUUGAUUUGCUUUUCUUGCCCAGGAGGUGUGUAGUGUCUAAAGCCGCGCUGUUACUUAUGGAACUAGUGCAUCAUACACUUCAGUGCAGGAUAUUUGUUUGUCAUCUCCAAGAGUGGCUAUGGAAUUUUAUCAUGCUGCGAGGGAUGCUCUUCUUCUCUAUGAAGCUGUUGUACCUGUCAAGGUCAGUGAAUUAUAGCAACUCUUAUAUCCGAUUAUGGUGAGGAGUUGGGAAUUUACUGGGAAUGCAGGUUGAAUUAGCAUCUGUCUAUGCAAUGCUGUAUAACGGAUUAGGGGUAAAAGUUUUGAGCAGCUACAUUAUGGUAUUCUACUUGUUCAGCUACUUCUAAUAUAGUGGAGAUGUAUGGUUGAUGAUUUAAUGUUACUCAAAAUUUGACUGGAAACAGCAUCUUUAGUGUCUUAAAAGGAAUUGCACCUUGAGGUGAGAACCCUCAAAACACCCUAAAGUGCGCCAGAAGUAGGUUUUUUUUCCUGUGAGGUAUACACAGCCGCUCUGGAUGUGAGAGAAUGGAGCAUACAGCUCAAAUCCAUGCCUUUUUCAUGUGUCAGGUGGGGAAUUUGCGUAACUAGCGUGCAUAUGACUACA
Molecule: messenger RNA, 2125 nt
Organism: Telopea speciosissima
Lineage: Eukaryota; Viridiplantae; Streptophyta; Magnoliopsida; Proteales; Proteaceae
Product: centromere/kinetochore protein zw10 homolog
Exons: 7
Coding region: 201-1742 (513 amino acids)
Biological process (GO): mitotic cell cycle; endoplasmic reticulum to Golgi vesicle-mediated transport; mitotic spindle assembly checkpoint signaling
Cellular component (GO): chromosome, centromeric region; RZZ complex; nucleus
Source: RefSeq, a predicted model, not a curated record